Messenger RNA from Trichomycterus rosablanca, 3382 nucleotides. RefSeq names its product CCN family member 1. The record is from RefSeq and is a predicted model, not a curated record. Gene Ontology annotation, cellular component: extracellular matrix; extracellular region. Gene Ontology annotation, molecular function: integrin binding; heparin binding. Gene Ontology annotation, biological process: signal transduction; cell adhesion. The transcript has 5 exons. Lineage: Eukaryota; Metazoa; Chordata; Actinopteri; Siluriformes; Trichomycteridae. The coding region runs from base 33 to 1211 and encodes 392 amino acids.
UCGUGGUUUUGCGUUGUUGAACAGUAAACGAAAUGGAGAUGAGGAUUGUAAUGUGUGUGAUAUUUAUAACGGCUGGAUUUAGCUCGACCAAAGCAAGAUGCCCAAAAGUGUGUGAGUGCACCGUCGAUCGUCCUUCUUGCCCUCCAGGUGUGAGUUUGGUACCAGAUGGUUGUGGGUGCUGUAAGGUGUGUGCUGCCCAGCUAAACCAGGAUUGCUAUGAGGGCCAACCAUGUGACCACCACAAGGGACUCGAGUGUAAUUAUGGCAAUGACGUCGGCAGCACCCACGGAAUCUGCAGGGCUAAGCUGGAGGGCCGCUCGUGCGAGUUUAACGGCCGCAUGUACCAGAACGGCGAGGACUUCCGUGCUGGCUGUAAGCACCAAUGCACAUGCAUCGAUGGAGCCGUGGGCUGCGUUCCACUCUGCCCUACAGAAAUACUUCUGGCAUCACCUUCCUGCCCUGCACCGAGGCUGAUUAAAGUACCCGGCCAGUGCUGUCCAACCGUGGAUUGCAAUGGCAGCUCAUCUGUGCUGCCGCCUGUCUUCAAACACCACCAGCCACCUCAGUUCAUCUUCCCUCACCUCGCACCCUACCCUAAGCCCUAUCCCAAACCCUUUCCUAAGCUCUACCAUAAGAAAUACCCAGAGAACGCUCUGAGUAAUGAACUGAUGGACGUGGGCAAAAAGUGGGAGAAGCCGCGCGGCUUAAAAAGCACGCCAGUCUGGAAGAAAGUGGGACGUCCAGACAAAUGCACGGUCCAGACAACCAAGUGGACGCCUUGCUCUAGGAGCUGUGGGAUGGGAGUGUCCUCUCGUGUAACCAAUGAAAAUGCUCAGUGUAAGCUGAUGAAGGAGACACGCCUGUGCACCGUCAGACCCUGCAGCUCCAUGGUCGUGCCUGUAAAGAAGGGCCGGAAGUGUUCCCGUACCCAGAAGUCCCCUGAGCCGGUACGUCUCCGCUACGCAGGCUGCCGCAGCGCCCGUCUCUACAGGCCCAACUACUGCGGCGUGUGUCGGGACGGCCGCUGCUGCUCACCUCGCCGCACCCGCACCUCCUCCGUGGUCUUCUCAUGCCCUGACGGAGAGCGAUUCGAGAAGGCCGUCAUGUUUAUCCAGUCCUGCAAGUGCAGCGAUGAGUGCAGCCACCUAAACGAGGCCUCACUUCCGCCACAGCGCUGGCUCUACGGGGACACACACAAGUUUCACGAGUAGUCCAUCACGCUCCGGCCUCCGAACAGAACACCCGUAAUAGAAUAGCAUUUCCAGUCAUAGACGCUAUGGUGGCCUCAAACUGGCAAGACCUUGACAAUGUGUUGACUAUUCUCACUUGAAGAAGUGGACUAUAAUAGUGUACAUAUAGUAUACACACUUCUUCAGAUUUGGUGGGAGUCACAGAAAAAGACAUGAAUCAAUGGGUACAUUUUGGGCUCAGUCACUUCAGAGAAACCAAUAUUCUACUAUUGUAUUAUAUGUAUUUUUUUUUAUUUUUGAAGCGUUCUCCACCAUUACAGUUAGCCAACCCCCUUUCUUACCCUUUUGCUCAUUCUCUUGGUCACUACCAGCCUGGUAGGGUGAGAGACGCAAAGUUUAGGGCAGCUGAGCACUUUUAGAAGAGAAUACUAACUACCCUUUUCCCCCAAUUUUCCUCCCAAUCUAGUCGUAUCCAAUUACCCGAUUGCAUUAUGCUUCUUCUUUACUGAUGUUGACCUCCACUCUGACCUAGGAGAGCCGUUACUAACACACGCCCCCUCUGACUCGGGUGCAGUAGCUGACUGCAUCUCUUUAUCUGCACAAGGCGAUGUGUCCACAUUAUCGCUCGUCUCUGUGCAGCAGUCGUAAUUGCAUCAGUUGUGAGGAAUCCCCCUCUGACACCCUCCCUGAGCAACAGCCAAUCGUUGUUCGUGUAGGCGCCCAGCCUGCCAGUAUCAGAGCUGAGAUUCGAGAUGUCAGCCCUGGUGCUGGUUUUAUACAUGAGCUCAGAGAGUCUAUUAUUUAAUUUACCAAAAAAAAAACAUGGACAAUGAUAUUUUAGACUCCUGGCUAAAUUUGAACCUGCCAUCACUUGACAAAAGCCCAAGAUGACUAAGUUCUGAAAAGUAGAGUGUUGGACUAAUAAAACUGGACUAGCUGUUGGAUCUGGAAGGACUGUUCUCUUUUAACACAGGAAAACCCUUAAAGUGAGGCCUGUUGGGACUAUUUUCUCUUCCAGUUUUCAGAACUGUAAAGACGUUCAGAACCACGGAAUCAACACCCUAUGACUGUAUAAACUCUCUAAACAGAUUUUGAUUUUAUAAUGAACUGUUGGUAUUUAUUGUACUGUUAUACAAGAUGAACGACGACUCUUUGCCAACUGGUGUGAAGGAACUUGCUGGCUGACGAAAGGAACCAUAAUGGAUUACUGAACUUAAAACCAUAUUUUUUUAUUUGUAUUUGCUCAGGAUAAAAGAAUGCAGCCUUGCCGUCUAUGAACUCGACCCUGACCCUGAGUUCUUUCUUUACAUUAAAGGAUUCUGGGGGGAAAAAGGAACGUUCGCCAAGACUUGGCCACGACAUUUCGGCGUCCGUACGGCGAGUCGCUGCUGACUCAGAGCAAAUUACAAUCCUGUCUUCUGGGAGUAGCAAUCCUCUGGUUUUGCUGUGAAAAAGAUACGUUUUAGAGAACGCCAGGCUAUGAUGUAAACAUGUAAUUUAAAAGUGAAGGGUGGGACCGUGCUCGAUUUGGUCUGUAAUCUAGCGAGCGAUGCCCGGAGCUUAGGCCGGUGUUCUCAUGUGUCUUUAUGACACUGUGGUCUCUGUUUCUGCCUCCUGGCUCUGAUAUACAAGACUCUGGGGGUGACAUAAUUCUCGUUCGGGAGACCAAAACCAGCAUUAAAGGAGACUGUGUGGGUCCCAGACCUGACAAGCUUGUCUCUUGACACGCAGCGGUCGAUUUGGACUUCUGGAAAAUCAGUUGUAUGAAGUUGUUUUAACAGUUUGCUGUUCAAGAUAUGUAGAAAGAGAAAUGCUUUAAAUAUGCACUAUAUACGCACCGGGCUUUGUAUCUAACAGUAGCUGAUAUAUGUUUUUACAUUGAGUAUUGUGCCAAAUUUAUAGCAGUAUUUAAGGUUUUAGACACAGUUACACUCAAACACUGUAUGUAAACUGUCUGCAAAGUAUUUUGGAUGCUUCAACUGUUUCAGUGUAUCUAGUUUCAUUGAUUAAGCAACAAUGCGUUGUAUUUAAUUUCUUCUUUUUCAUUUCAGUGUAUUUAUACAGUGUUUUUAACACUUAAUCACAAGCAGCUUUAAGUCCAGGAUGACAUUUACUAAGUAGCGUAGAUUUUCCAUUUAGAUAUGAUGAUGCUCACACAUCUUUUUUUAAAGUAAAGAUCUUUAAUAAAACAC